UCUCUCUCUCUCUCUCUGCUUCUGAUGCCCUUUGUGUGUGGCGGGUUCAUUACAUGUCCUGUCACCACUCCAAUCCCUCCCUCCCUCCCUCCUCCUCCUCCUCCUCCUCCUCCUCGAUCAGCUUCAUAUAGUUGUUCUUCAAGCCAAAGGUAAAUAGAAUCACCUGAGAGAACUGGCCAAGAAAAAGGAAACCCAAUUCUCCUCAUUUUCACCCAUCAUCUCUCUCUAGCUAAAACCCUAGCUCCAUAGUCCACACAUGUAUAUAUAUCCAUGGUGGUGCUAGUAGCUAACUAGCAUAUGUAGGCUUAGGAAUUAUGUUGGGCUCUUUCAGCUCUAAUAAUUCCCAUGAAGAAGAGGAACAAGACCAUCAUCAUCAUCAUCAUCAUCACUCAAACUCGCCCUCAGAUCUGCAUCAUCAUCAGUAUCACCACCACCACCACCACCUCAUUCCCCACCACCACCCUCCACCUGCCCUCCCCUCUCCAUCUUCAUUCCCCACGCUGCCGUCCACGUCAUCGCCGUCUCCGUCGUCCUCUGUCAUUAACACCCGCCAAUUGCUCAUCACCUGCGCGGAGCUCCUCUCCCUCUCCAACUUCGCUGCUGCGCACCGCCUCAUCUCCAUCCUCUCCGCCAACUCCUCCCCCUACGGCGACUCCACCGAGCGGCUCGUCCACCAGUUCUCCCGCGCCCUCUCCCUCCGCCUCCACCGCUCCGCCGUGGCUGCCACCGCGCCCCCCAACAGCAGUUCCCUUCUUUUCCCUUACAGGAGCAACAGCAGCAGUACUGUCUUGGGAUUCAGCGUGGAUUCCACUGUUAGGCCCGGGCAGGGAUCGGACCCGAGCGUCCUGCAAUCGUGUUACCUAACCCUAAACCAGGUCACGCCCUUCAUCCGGUUCAGCCACCUGACGGCGAACCAGGCGAUUUUGGAGGCCAUCGAUGGACAGCGAGCCGUCCACAUAGUGGACUUGGACAUCAUGCAUGGAGUCCAAUGGCCUCCAUUGAUGCAGGCCAUUGUGGAGCGAUCAAGCACUAACGACAGAAAUGCUCUACUUCUCCCUCCGACGCUACGAAUCACCGGGGCCGGCCACGACCUGGAGGCCCUUCACCGCACGGGCGACCGGCUCUCCAAGUUCGCCCAGUCCCUGGGGCUUGAGUUCCAAUUCUGCCCCCUCCUGCUCCCACACGACGCCCUUUCGGUCGCCCUCCACGCGGCGAUCCCCUCGGAGAUCUCGGCCCUCCCUGACGAGGUCCUCGCCGUGAACUGCGUCUUGUGCCUGCACCGACUCCUGAAGGACAACGCGCGCGAUGUAUCGAUCUUCCUAAGGAAGAUCAAGGCUCUGAGGCCGAGGGUGGUGACGGUGGCGGAGCGGGAGGCGAGCCACAACCACCCAAUGUUCCUGCAGCGGUUUGUGGAGGCGCUGGACCACUACACGGCGGUGUUCGAUUCGCUUGAAGCGACACUGCCACCGAGCAGCCGGGAGCGGCUGGCGCUGGAGCAGGCGUGGUUUGGGCACGAGAUAGCGGACAUCAUCGGGGAGGAAGGCGAGCGGAGGCGGGAGAGACACGAGAGGUUUGAGUCCUGGGAGGUCCUGCUCCGAAGCUCCGGCUUCGUGAACGUGCCCUUGAGCCCUUUCGCUCUGUCUCAGGCCAAGCUGCUCUUGAGGCUCCAUUACCCAUCCGAGGGUUACCAGCUGCAGAUCAGGAACAGCUCUGUGUUUCUUGGGUGGCAAAGUAGAGCCCUCUUCACAGUCUCUUCUUGGCGCUGAUGAUCACUCACUCACUCACCAAUUCACAAUAUCAAUUGCUCAUCAAACCCUUCAUAUAAUUAUAACCCCACUUCGCUCUUUCUUUCCUUCUAUCUUGUAUAUUACAGUUUUAGAGAGGCUAUAGGCUCAAGCUAUCUCAAUCCCAGAAAAAUAGAGAGCCCAAAAGAAGCAAAAGAAAAGGAUGAGGGCUUUUGCUGAUUCGGAGAGGUUGUACCUGCGUGAAUCAAGAACCUCUUUAGAACUAGGAACAAGAAGAGUAGAAGCUAACUUUAGCUUAGUCUCAAUUUGAUCUACCA
Messenger RNA from Syzygium oleosum, 2062 nucleotides. Its product is annotated as scarecrow-like protein 18. The transcript has a single exon. Gene Ontology annotation, cellular component: nucleus. Gene Ontology annotation, molecular function: sequence-specific DNA binding; DNA-binding transcription factor activity. The record is from RefSeq and is a predicted model, not a curated record. The coding region runs from base 315 to 1766 and encodes 483 amino acids. Gene Ontology annotation, biological process: regulation of DNA-templated transcription; meristem initiation. NCBI's taxonomy places the organism in Eukaryota, Viridiplantae, Streptophyta, Magnoliopsida, Myrtales, Myrtaceae.